Molecule: messenger RNA, 2504 nt
Organism: Sander lucioperca (pikeperch)
Lineage: Eukaryota; Metazoa; Chordata; Actinopteri; Perciformes; Percidae
Gene: eps8l1a
Product: eps8 like 1a
Exons: 14
Coding region: 250-1860 (536 amino acids)
Biological process (GO): Rho protein signal transduction; positive regulation of ruffle assembly; regulation of Rho protein signal transduction
Cellular component (GO): vesicle; ruffle membrane; plasma membrane
Molecular function (GO): actin binding
Source: RefSeq, a predicted model, not a curated record
GAGGCUCACAAAGAUGCAGAGAGAAUAAUGGGAGGGAGCAUAUGUGAGUGUUUUAGAGAAUCAGACGAGAGUGAAUGUCACACAGAGUAACUGCGAAGGGAAAGCCAGACUUGUUUUUCUCGUUUCUGCAUAUGUCGAGAAGGUAGGAUUCUUGUGUAAACAGCUCAGCUUAGUGCUCUUACAACUCAGCAUGAGGAUUGGUCUAUGUGCCCUGGAUUUAAACACUCAACCCACACUAAAAGACAAUAGAUGUCUGCAUCACCACCUCCGGUGGCCCCUAGAAAGCAUUCAGGUGUCAGAGUCAUGAUAAUGCCGGGAGAGCAGCCUCCUCCUAGUGGCCUGCCCAUCUACACAGAUUUUGGCAAAGAAAAGGGUGCCAGUGGGGAGUCAAAUGAUACAUCUCUAUUGAAUGCAGAGAGAGAAGUGGAGAUUAUGAACCACUGCUUUGACGACGUGGAGCGAUUCAUGGCACGCUUGCAGCAGACAGCUGAGGCCCAGAGUGUUCUCAACCAAACGAAGAAGAAGAAAAGCAGAAAGAGCAAGAAGAAUAAGGACCAAGAUGAUGAUUUGUUGACCCUGAAAGCUUGCCCUCCAUCAGAGGAAGAAUUUGUGGACAUCUUUCAGAAAAUCAAGUACUCCCUCUGUCUUCUCGACCGUCUAAAGUCAUCCAUCGCAGAGCCUGAUGCACCAGAGCUGCUACAUCCCAUCUUUGUGCCUCUUAGACUGAUGGUGGAAACCACUGGAGGGCCAGCGUUAGGUGCAUCGGUGGUCAGUCCUGCUAUGACCAGUGGUGCUGUUUCACUGCUCCAGAAGCACCUGACUGAGGAGGAAAAACAGCUGUGGACUUCCUUAGGACAUAACUGGACAAUCUGUUCGCACCUUAGUGUGUCUGGUUCUCCAUACUCACCUGUCUUUCUGGAUGGGUGGCAGCCUCAGGCCUAUAACUCAACUGGCCAGCUUAUUGAAGAUCCCAUCACGUCACAGCACAAACAAGAUGCUUUUAGGGAAAGUAGACAGGCGCAGACUUUACAUGACCAAGCUCGAAGGACAGCGGAGGGCCCUGGUGCAGGCACUGAUGAAGUAGAAGGAACCUGGCUCCCACCAGAGGGUGAGAGACUUUACUGCUGCAGUUAUGACUUUGUGGCGAGAAACAGCAGUGAGCUUUCUGUACUACAAGGAGAAACACUAGAGGUUAUUGAGUCAUCAAAGAGAUGGUGGAAGUGUCGGAAUCGCUUUGACCAGAUCGGAUUUGUCCCCUCUAAUAUCCUGGAGCCUCUGUCUGCACUGAAUAACACUGGGAGAGACAUCCCAGUGGUACGCAGAGAGUCACAGAAGACGCCUAUUUACCCUCGGACAAAGUACUUCUCAUAUGCUCCACCAAGCCAAGUUGGGACCAGUCCUACCGCUAAAAGCCAAAUGCGACCACAGAGUAUGGUUUUACCAUCUACAACAGAGCAGGAAGAAAACAGUGAGCGAGUCCUAAAAAUGAAUGAUGAGCUUUUUCGGCGGUUAGCUGGGAAAAGAGACUCAGUCCGUCCGCUGGUGGUUCCCCGCACUUCUGACACUUCUUCUCCCCUGAACUACCACUCAUCGUCUGCCGAGGUGGAGGCCUGGCUCACCGCUAAAGGCUUCAGUCAGCAGACAGUUCAGAGUCUGGGCAUUUUAAAUGGAGCGCAGCUUUUUUCCCUGAAUAAGGAGGAGCUCCGCACGGUGUCACCAGAGGAAGGUGCAAGAGCCUACAGCCAAAUUAUGGUGCAGAAGGCCCUUCUCGAGAAUGUGCACAAAGCCUCGGAACUAGAAAUGGUGAUGGAGAAGCAAAAGCUGAAGAUUGACCUGAAAUCCAAGAGCGAUGUAAUGUGACGGUGGUAUUAAAGAUUUGGAUGAUCAAUGGAGAUACCUGUGGUAUUUACUGGAUGCACAAAGUGAUGUUGCAGAUGGGUUUUAAUUGUUACAUACAUGCUGUUACAUCUAGUAUGUGCUACAGAUCUAGCAGCAAAAGCGCACUGUAAAGCUAGCUAGAGUGAGCCAGUAAAGCUCACUCACUAAGACUGUGAUUAACAUUGGGACUAUUUUAGAUUUUUAUAUGUUUUAAACUUUAACUUCUCGCAAGAGUGUUACUUAAGCUAUUCUUACUUUUGAUAACAUUAUAGUUUUUACAAUUUUAAAAUUUCUCUCAUCCUUUGUUUAGGCAAUAUCUAAAUACAAUACACAUUCUGAUAAUUAGUUUGAUGUGUUAACAACAAUGGACUGAAAUUGCUUUUUAGAGCUUUAAAAAAAAUCUAAAAGUGCAUUCUGUUAAAAAUGUUUAUGACUCUACAGAUUUAGAGUUUUUAUUGCUUGCACAUCAAUCUGUAUUAAGACAAUGUUGCUUAUUGCAGCCAAAUGCUGUUUUAGACCAAAUACACAUUCAAUCAAAUCAAUCAAUCAAAAUUGAUUUAUAUAGCACUUUACAGCAACCAGCAGGUAUCCAAAGUGCUUUACAUCAGGAAUCAAGUAUAAAACAA